Molecule: messenger RNA, 954 nt
Organism: Setaria italica (foxtail millet)
Lineage: Eukaryota; Viridiplantae; Streptophyta; Magnoliopsida; Poales; Poaceae
Exons: 3
Coding region: 147-707 (186 amino acids)
Source: RefSeq, a predicted model, not a curated record
CCUCAAAAACGGCAAGCGCAUGACCAGCGUCUCCUCCACCACCACCGCCUCCCUCUCCCUCUCAACGACUCACACCGCCGCCGCCGCGGCUCCUUGAACCACCAGUCCACCACCACCACCACUGGUGCGGAGGGGGCGCGGGAGCGAUGGGCAACUGCCAGGCGGCGGAGGCAGCGGCGGUCAUCAUCCAGCACCCAGGCGGGAAGGUGGAGCGCCUCUACUGGUCCACCACCGCCGCCGAGGUCAUGCGGAACAACCCGGGCCACUAUGUCGCGCUCGUCAUCCUCCGCGUUGCCGCUGACAAGGCCGCCGCCGCCACCACCGGGGACGCCGCGGCGGCGGCCACCACCGGUGCCGGUGCCGGAGGCGGCGGCGGGGGAGGGGCCAAGAUCACCAGGGUCAAGCUUCUCAAGCCCAAGGACACGCUUCUGCUCGGCCAGGUCUACCGCCUCAUCACCGCGCAAGAGGUGACCAAGGCGCUGCAGGCGAGGAAGAACGAGAAGAUGCAGCGGUGCGAGGCCAUCAGGCAGCAGCACGAGCAGCUCCGGCGCGGCGACGGGGGCGACCAUGGCUCUUCCGACCAGGACGGGAAGCAGGAGAAGGACCGGCACCGGGGAAGAGGCCGGCACUGGCGGCCGGCGCUGCAGAGCAUCUCCGAGGCCGCGAGCCAGAGCAGCAGCAGCGUCUCUGAAGCCGCCACCAGCUGAUGCUACUGACAGGACCGUGCCAUCCGGGCUUCUUCUUCUUCUUCUUUCUUUUGAUUUAUGAUUUGCUUGUUAGUAGUAUAAAGUGCUUGAGCCUAGCCAGCAACCCAAAAAAAAUGUAAAUCAGAGUGUCAGAGCAGGAUCAAUAGGAGCCUUGUUUCGUCUCUCAUGUAAAAUUUGGCAUGGUGGAACUGAAACUCAGUGUUCAAAUCAGUCGAGUGGUUCGCCAAUUGCAACUUUGCUCUUUCCA